AUGGCUGCUGGUUUCCGCAAGGACCGGAGGAAGUGGAAAAGAACUAGAGUCCUUUGCGUCGCGCGCAUUCAUUACCGUGACAAUGGCUUCUGCUCCCCUGGCUUUGGUCCAGAUUACCGAAAGGGUCUCCCCGGGGAGAGCACAGUCUUCCGUCUCAUCAAGAUUGCGGGUGAGCUUGUUCUGCAUGGCUCCUUUGCUGGUCCUCCCACUCGUCUAUUCAUGAUUAGUGGUUUUACUGCUGGUCAAUUUGCCAUCUACGGUGGCAUAAAGGCACCUCUAGCCACCCCGCUGUGGUGGGCUACGCGAAACGACCACGACGAUGUGGCCGCACGGCUGCUAGCCAAACCGAAUAUUGAUGUCAACGCCGUUGGCCAGUUCGAGGCACCUGAGCCGGAUCGACCAACAUCCCUCCAUGAUGUGACUGUCAAGCACAUGGGGGGACUUUUGCCCUGCCGUCGAAGGCUCUGUGGUGUUGAUCACAUCGAAUUUGCUGCACCGUGGCUAUAUCGCUACUUUUUCAGUCGGGAAGAUGAAUAA
Molecule: messenger RNA, 537 nt
Organism: Aspergillus clavatus NRRL 1
Lineage: Eukaryota; Fungi; Ascomycota; Eurotiomycetes; Eurotiales; Aspergillaceae
Exons: 2
Coding region: 1-537 (178 amino acids)
Source: RefSeq, a predicted model, not a curated record